Molecule: messenger RNA, 684 nt
Organism: Neltuma alba
Lineage: Eukaryota; Viridiplantae; Streptophyta; Magnoliopsida; Fabales; Fabaceae
Exons: 3
Coding region: 7-684 (225 amino acids)
Biological process (GO): DNA integration
Molecular function (GO): nucleic acid binding
Source: RefSeq, a predicted model, not a curated record
CCACUGAUGAUUGACCAAGGAACACACUUCUACAACAGGACCAUCAAGUCUCUAUUGGCUAAACAUGGAGUCAAUCACAAGCUGGCCACUCCUUAUCACCCUCAGACGAAUGGGUUAGCUGAAGUCUCUAACCAGGAAGUGAAACGAAUACUUGAGAAGAUUGUGAAACCAUCCCGUAAGGAUUGGAGUGAAAGGCUUGAGGAAGCUCUUUGGGCUUACAGGACUGCCUACAAGACCCCUAUAGGCAUGUCCCCCUUCUGGUUGCUCUAUGGCAAGGCUUGCCAUCUACCUAUGGAGAUCAAGCACAAAGCUUAUUGGGCAAUCAAGGCAUGUGAUGCAGAUCUUGAAUCUUCACUAGUCAAUCGGAAGAUGCAACUCCAAGAACUUGAAGAAAUGAGACUUGAAUCCUAUGACAAUGCCAGAAUCUACAAAGACAAGCUAAAAAUGAUUCAUGACAAACAGAUUCUGAGGAAGCAGUUUUAUGAAGUUGACAAGGUUCUGAAGUUUAAAGCCCGGUUGAAGUUGAUGCCCGGGAAGUUAGUCACCAAGUGGGAAGGUCCGUUUAGAGUUACUAAAGUAUAUCCCUUUGGCACGGUAGAGCUCGUAGAUGAGGAGACCGGUAUAACUUCACAAGUCAACGGCCAUCUGCUAAAGCACUACCAUGAGGAUCAAAAACCCCCUUGA